GAGAGGGAGAGAGAGAAUUGCUAAAAGAAAUUACUCCCUAGCUGGGGACAUGCAUUGAAGAAAAGAAAAAAAGAACAAAAAGAGAAAAAAAAAUAAGGACAGAGAAGAACUUUGUAAUUAAAAAGAUUUUUAUGUUCUCUCUGUCUCUUUCACGUUUAGGCUUAGCCAUUGUUGUUCAUCUCUCCGAAUGCCUCAGCAUCAUUCAGGUCAAUUAUGGCGACUAUUAAGCAAGGAGCGAGGCAAUCAACAGGAAAAUUCUGUUUCAGAGAUAGCAAUGUUAUUAUUUGAGUUUUGCAGCCUCCUUUAUGCGAAUUUGAGUUUUUCAAAUUCUCUUGUUAGAAUUCAUGGUGCUACACCGAUCCGACGAAUCAGUUUCCACAAUCAAGCACAACAAACAAUGGCUGCUCUUAUCCUUGUUAGAAUUUAUGGUUCUACACCGGUCACACGAAUCAGAUUCCGCAGUCAAGCGCAACAAACAAUGGCUGCAUGUAUUUCAAGUGGAUCAAGAUAUUGCUGAUUUGAACCAAAGAAAGGAUAGUGAAUACAACAACAUCUAAGAGAAGACAAUGGUUGAAAGGAGGAUAUAUCUGAUUAAUAGCUAGCUAUAAUCGAUGGACUGCUUAAUUUUAUGAACAAAACUGAGAUUGAGGAAAUUGUAAGAAGCCUUUGAGAAAUUUUAUAUGCUUGAGUUAAAUGAUGAGAUUAUUAUUGCCGUUUGAAGUAGUGAACUACCUAGAAUUUA
Messenger RNA from Nicotiana tabacum (common tobacco), 742 nucleotides. RefSeq lists its product as uncharacterized. The record is from RefSeq and is a predicted model, not a curated record. NCBI's taxonomy places the organism in Eukaryota, Viridiplantae, Streptophyta, Magnoliopsida, Solanales, Solanaceae.